AUGGCUCCAGCUAUCGCUCAUGAGACCCCUGCUGUUCAUCCCACGCGAAAUCCGACUCUAUUGACCUGGCCUGAACUUGGGCGGUCUAUGCCUGCAACCUCAAGACUUCAGUUUACGGCCAUUCCUCUUCACCCUCCAUCCUACGCAGUACCCGAAACCAUGCAGCCCACCACGCCCACGCCGGCCAUGUCCACAUCCGCUCCUCGUCAAAGACUUUACGCCGCCAAGUCAGUCUACACGAAAGGCCCAUCUCGUAAGUCCGCUGCCGAACCUCCAAAGCCUGUCGUCCACACCUUCACUGGGAUCUAG
This is a messenger RNA of Stereum hirsutum FP-91666 SS1, 309 nucleotides long. RefSeq lists its product as uncharacterized. The transcript is spliced from 6 exons. Bases 1 to 309 code for a protein of 102 amino acids. NCBI's taxonomy places the organism in Eukaryota, Fungi, Basidiomycota, Agaricomycetes, Russulales, Stereaceae. The record is from RefSeq and is a predicted model, not a curated record.